AAUGAUGAUGAUGGUGAUAAUAAUAGUACAAAACCAAUAAUGAAUUCAUUAUCAUCAUUAAUCAAUAUGGAAAUGUCUAUCAAACAACAACAACAAUCAUCAAUAAAUUUGACCACCAAACCAAAGAAAUUGGCAACCGGAAAAUUGGAACGUAUUACCGAACGUUUAGCUAAACAACGACAACAUUCGAAUGGUUUGACAUCCGCUUCAAUAUCGACGAUUUCAAAUGGUGAUAGCUCAAUAAAACGAUCAUCAAGUCCAACAGAUGAAUCUCUAUUAUCUAAUAAAUCAGAAUUAGCCAAUGAAAUUGAUGGAUCCAACGAUGAUGUUGAUGAUAAUUUAAUGAAAUCUUCUUCCAUCGAUGAUGACGAUAUGGAUGAAGAUAUUGGCGAUGAGGAAGAUGAGGAUGAUGAUAUGGAAAAUGGUCUUCAAGCAUUAGGCCUAAUGGGCAAUGUUGCAUACAUGACUACUGGUGAUGAUGCUUUUAAAUGUCCUGUUUGUGGUUUACAAUUAGAUUCACAGCAUACCUUUACCUUACAUAUACGUUCACAUAAUCCAAAUGAUCAUUCCAAUACAUGUAGUUUAUGUGGUAAGACAUUAAGUUCGGCAAGUAGUCUUGAUCGUCAUAUGCUGAUACAUUCGGGUGAACGUCCAUUCAAAUGCAGUCUUUGUGGUAUGGCAUUUACAACCAAUGGUAAUAUGCAUCGUCAUAUGCGUACACAUGGUCAUGGAUCGAUCGGUUAUACACCACGUGGACAAAAACGUCGUGCAAAAUUAUUGACGCAAGCAUUGGAAAAAGCUGUUGCACAAGCAACAGCCGGCGAACAAGUUGAUUAUGAAGCAAUUAAUAAGCUUAAAAAAUCGAUACUCGAAUCAAAAGUUACUAUACCGACAACAACAACCGGCGGCAAACGACAAUCAAAAAAUCAACAACAACAAUCAGCAGCGACAACAUUUUCCGAACAAUUAUUAUCAUCAUUGGCGCCCAAUGUAUCGAUUGAAGCGGCAGCAGCUGCAGCUGUUGCCGCUGCACAUAAUGCUGCCGGAUCAAAAGAUGGUGAUAGUAUUCUGUCACAUUUAAGUGCUGUUGCGGCCGCAACAGCCAAUUCACAACAUCAAAGCGGUAGUGGUCGUAAACAUCGAAAUCGAAAUAGUCAUUUAACGACUACUACUAGUCAAACUGUUUCAACAACACCAUUAUCAUCAAUAUCAAAAUCUAAUGAUAAAACUAAAGAAUCGCCAAUCACUACCAACAGUUCUAUUUCAAAUAUGCCAUUGAAUUUGGCUAAUAAUAAUAAUAAUAAUAAUUCAACAAUGGUUUCUUGGUCAAAAAAUCAACAUUCAGCAAUGAAUCCAUCGACGACAACAACAACAACACCCACCAACAUACCCGAAAAAGGUCGACCAGGACGUAAGAAAAAACAACGUCUUUCAGAUCCUGGAUCCAUAGUACUGAAUGGAAUGAUGAAUCAUCCUCAUCCAUUAUCAUCAUCAUCAUCAACUCAAGUACAAAUUCCACAUUCAUUACCGACACAUCCACAGCCACCACCACCACUACCGACAACUAUAGCACCGUUUCAACAAUCACCACCAUCAUCGAAUAAUCAUCAUCAUUCAAUAUCAUCAUUUGGAUCGAUAAAAGAUAGAUGUCCAAUAUGUGCUCAUCCAAUACGUACUAUGCCUGAAUUACAUUUGCAUAUGAUGGCAUAUCAUAUGCAUGAAAGAUUAUUCUGUAAUGAUUGUGGUAUGAUUUUAGAUAACUAUGAUACAUAUACACAUCAUCAUUGCACAGCAUCAGCUACAACAGUUAUGCAAGCAUUAAAUCAAAAUCCAAAUCUACAAUCGGAUUUAUUAUUUUGUUCAAGUAAUACAUCACGUAUGAAUUUUUCAUCCGCACGAACAUAUGCAGCAAAUUUAGAAUUAUUACGUGCAGGUUUAACUGCCGCAACAAAUGGUGUUAGCGGUGGUAACAGUAAUCAACAUUUACAAGCUGCAGCUGCUGCUCAAGUUAUGCUGCAAGCAGCUCAAUUAGCACAACAACAACAACAAAAUUCUUUACCGCAACAGCCACCACCACCGCCGCAAUCAUCAACAUCGAGAAAAUCAAAUUCGCAACAACAUGCAAAAGUAAAUUGUAGCCAAUGUAGUCGAAAAUUUUUCACAAGUAAAGAAUUAAAGCAACAUCAUGAUACAUAUUGUCAUCAAUGUCAAUUAGAGUGCGAUUCAAUAUCAACCUAUCAAUUUCAUCAAUUUUCACAUUCAUUUGAAAAGCUCAGUCAAUCACAAUCACAAAUGAAUGUGGAUAAUAAAAUGCAAUUAUUAAAAAAUGUAGCCGCAUCGGCAUUUCCUUUUCAAUUAUCAUCGCCAACAUCAUCCGCAUUGGUUACGAAUCCAUCUGCAUCAUCGUUGAUCUCAUCAUCCGCUUCAGCAUUAAUACAUAAUCAUGAUCAUCAUCACCAUUCAACAACACCACCACCACCACCACAAUUAUCAAAACAAACAUCCAUUCCGACAAUAUCAAAACAUCAUUCAACACCAUCAUCAUCAUCGAUUGCAUCGCUCACAUCUAUGGCCAAUAUGAAACCGGAUUUAGCCGAUAUUGAAUCGAUAUUAUCGAUUGUACAUGCAACAAAUUCUAUGAAAAAUUCUAAUCAACAUUCAUCAUCAUCAUCAACUGCAGCAGCAGCCAAUAAUUCCAAUGAUAAUGAUAAUAAUAAUAAAUUAUCAAUCAAUAAUGGUCAACAGCUACGUUCACCAAUAUCACCGAAUCGUGCAAAUGAUGCUGGUGAUUAUCAUGGUGCAACACAAAUGAAACGUCAUCAACAAAUGAAUGGUGGUGAAGCAACAAAUCAACCAGAUUCACCAGCAUCAGCUGAUUCAGCUGCUGGUGCUAUUGCUGCAUCUAAUUUACCUGGACAAAAUUGUCAAACAACAACAACAAUGAACAUGGCUGUUGAUAAUCAUCAUCAUCAUCAUCGUCAUAGUACAAAAACUGAUCUCAAUCAAACAAAUGGUAAGUCGUCACCUUCGGCGACUGCCGCAACAGCAAUGGCUUUAUGUCUGACCAAAUCAUCAUCAAAUAAUAAUAGCGCAACAAUAAAUAAUAUUGCUCAUCAUAAUGACAAAUCUAUUUUAUCAUCAUCACCACCCAAAUCAAAACAAUCAUCCAUCAAAACUGAAUCGCAACAAAAAUCAUCCAAAAUCAAUGAUGGUAGUAAAAUUUCCACUACAAAUCAAACAAAACCACAACGUUUUCGUUGUGAAUCAUGUCGUUUAUCAUUUAAAUCGUUGAAUGCAUUACGACGUCAUAAUCGUGGUCAUACGGCUGAAGGUGGACAUUCACAUGCUUGUCAUUUAUGUCCAUAUAAAUCAUUGGAUAAAAGUACAUUGAUUAGACAUCUGCGUACUCAUAAUGGUGAACGACCAUUUCAAUGCGCUAUUUGUAAAUAUGCAUUUACAACAAAGGCAAAUUGUGAACGCCAUAUACGUAAACGGCAUCGAAAUUUAAAAUCAAAAUCCGAAAUUCGUAAUGCAAUGCAAUAUAAUAUUGAUAUGGCAUCAACGGCAGCAGCAACCCGUUUAGUUAGUGAAAAAAUAUUCAUUGAACGUGAUCAAUUACCAACAUCACAGGAUACCGUUUGUAAAAAAUGUGAUGAAGAUUUUGGUACUAAUCGUGAAUUACGACAACAUCUGAGGCAACCGAAUAAUCCUUGUUCACAACAAUUGAAACCAUUUGUAUGUACAAUAUGUUCGAUUGGUUUUAAUACACGUAAUAACUGUGUUCGUCAUAUUAUUAAACAACAUCCGACUAUCGUUGAAAUUGGUAAUAAUAAUAAUAAUGAUGAUGAUGCUAAAAUUAUCGAUGCUGAAUCAUUGAUGAUUGAAACGGGUUCUAGUUCUAGUUUAAGUCCAUCAUCACAACCAAAACGACAAUCAACAAAAUUAUCAUCAAAACGAAAUGAUAAAAAUCAUAGACAUCGCCAUAGAUCAUCAUUUUCAUCAACAUUAUCAUCAGGUGCUGAAUCAUCCGAAUGUGAAGGAUUAACAUCAUCAUUUGAUGAUGGUCGACGCCAUAAUCAACAACAUAAUGGCCAUAAUUCAAAUAAACAUAAUGAUAAACAACAACCACCAUCACCAUUGAAUUUAUCGAAAAAAUCAUCGUCCGAAGAUGAUGAUGAUGAUUCUUUUCCAAUCGAACCGAUUGAAGAAGAUGAUGAUGAUAUUUAUGAUGAUGAUGAUCUAGAUGACGACGAUGAUGAUAUUGGUGAAUUUGACGAGGAUUUAGAUGAUGGUAUUGAUGACGAUGACGAUGAUGAUGAUGAAGGUGUACCAAUCGAAGACGAUGAUGAUGAUUAUGAUGAUAUUUCUUCAAAUACUAAUCAACAAAUUGGAUCUGCUGCUGUUUUAGAUCUUAGUUUUAAAACAAAAUAAUCAAAUCAUCAUAGAAUUUAAAUGUUGAAAAGCAGCCUACACACACAUACACACAGUUCAAGUUUUUAAUUUUAAUUUAAAAUUCUGACU
Messenger RNA from Dermatophagoides pteronyssinus (European house dust mite), 4521 nucleotides. RefSeq lists its product as uncharacterized. Gene Ontology annotation, biological process: regulation of transcription by RNA polymerase II. Gene Ontology annotation, molecular function: RNA polymerase II cis-regulatory region sequence-specific DNA binding; DNA-binding transcription activator activity, RNA polymerase II-specific. The record is from RefSeq and is a predicted model, not a curated record. NCBI's taxonomy places the organism in Eukaryota, Metazoa, Arthropoda, Arachnida, Sarcoptiformes, Pyroglyphidae. Gene Ontology annotation, cellular component: nucleus.